AUAUCUCUUAUAGAUUCAAGCUCACUUAUUACCUAUGCUGUAUUCCAGAAUGUACAGAAAUCUCCAGAGAUGAGGUCACUCAUUUAUUUGAGCUUUUCUGACCUGCUGCUGGGAAUUUGUCGACUCACUGAAACACUUCUCUAUAGAACUUCCCUAGCCCAUAAGGACAUCAUCUGCUAUAACCUGCAAACAAUUGGACAGAUAUUCUACAUUUCCUCACUUCUUUACACCGUCAGUCACAUCUGGUAUCCGUACACAGAGCUGAGAAUGAAACAGAGUGGACAGAACACAUCUCCUCUGAGCUGGAAUUCCUGGGCUGUUAUUCUGAUGAUCAUAAAGCUAAUCAAGUCACAAGUACAGCUACACAUAGUCCUAUAUAUACUCUAGGCUUUAACAGCAACAUCCCAGGGUCUGCUCAACUGUGGAGUACAUGGCUAGACACGGCACAAGUUCUGCCAAGUAAAGCAAGAGUCUCAAUGUGAUGCAGAUACCCAGACACCAUUAACCAUUAUUAUUUUCUUCUUGGGGAGUGUAGCUGCUCGCGCUUCUGGGUAUUACGUGGUGGUGCCUGCCUGUUGA
Molecule: messenger RNA, 579 nt
Organism: Dipodomys spectabilis (banner-tailed kangaroo rat)
Lineage: Eukaryota; Metazoa; Chordata; Mammalia; Rodentia; Heteromyidae
Gene: Tmem116
Product: transmembrane protein 116
Biological process (GO): adenylate cyclase-activating G protein-coupled receptor signaling pathway
Cellular component (GO): plasma membrane
Molecular function (GO): G protein-coupled receptor activity
Source: RefSeq, a predicted model, not a curated record